Molecule: messenger RNA, 2673 nt
Organism: Cyclopterus lumpus (lumpfish)
Lineage: Eukaryota; Metazoa; Chordata; Actinopteri; Perciformes; Cyclopteridae
Product: kelch-like protein 29
Exons: 13
Coding region: 1-2673 (890 amino acids)
Molecular function (GO): protein binding
Source: RefSeq, a predicted model, not a curated record
AUGUCACGCCACCACCACCGCUUUGAGAGGGACUACCGGGGACCCUGGGAGCGGAGGGACAACAACAUCCGUCCGUCCGGCCUCCACAACGGCGGAGCCAAUCACAGCUGUGCCUCUGCCGUCGUCAACGGCAACAACCGCCCGGGGCUCCUUCCCCUCCCAGUCAUCCCCUCCCUCCUCCCCAACCCGGUCACAGUUGCCGUGACGACGUCGAGCGGCGACGCGGCGGUCAAGCGAGGAGGCAUCCCGGCGGCAGGAUCGGUGGCUUCGGCGUCCGCCAAGGUCUCCGGUCUGUCUCCUGGAGACGGCCAGACCCCGGGACUGCUGCUGGCUCCGGGAGUGAGGUGGGGCCAGACGCCCAUCAACCAGCUCACACCCUGGGAUACAGACGAGCCCCCCGCCAAGCAGCACCGAGACAGCGAGCCCACCGGUCCGACCUGGGCCGCACCGGUAGCGGCGGUGAGCCAGCCCAGCCUGCUGCCCCACCGCUACGCCCUCCCCCAGCCGCCCUCUUUUAGCCACAGCGUGACCGCGCAGUCCCCCAUCAUCGGCGUAACCCCGUCCAUCCGGGCGCCGAUGCCGCCGCACCACCCGCUCAUGACGGCCCACUUCCAGCUGACGCCGCAGUCGACCCAGCAGCAGCAGCAGCAGCAGCAGCAGCAGCCGCCGUGCAUGGUGCUGAGCAUGCCCAGCCUGCCUCCGUACGCCUCGGCUCACCCGUCGGCGCGCGGCGCCCACGCCCACCACGUAGUCCACCCGAACCCUCACAGCGUGAUGGGCAACGGCCACUUGACCUCUCACCCCGGCCUCAUGCAGCACCCGGCCUUGCCCCUGACCAACGGACAGGCCGCGGCGGUGGCGGCGGCGGUGGCGGCCGCGUCGCACGGCCAGCCCGCAGCCGGAGACAAUCAGGACGGUCCUAACGGGCUGCAAAUGCUGCGGACGGUCGGGAUGGGGAAGUACGAGUUCAGCGACCCGGGACAUCCGAAAGAGAUGUUGAAGGAGUUGAACCAGCAGCGCAGAGCGAAAGAGUUUACAGACCUGAAAAUUAUUGUUGAAGGCAAAGAGUUUGAAGUCCACCAAAAUGUUCUAGCUUCCUGCAGCUUGUAUUUCAAGGACCUGGUGAAAAGGUCGUCGGGGGAGACGAGGAGCGGGGAGACGCUGGAGCUGAAGAUGAGCAACAUCAGCGCCGACGUGCUGGAGCUGCUGCUCGAGUUCGUCUACACGGGGUCGCUGGUCAUCGACUCCGCCAACGCCAAGACGCUGCUGGAGGCCGCCAACAAGUUCCAGUUCAACACCUUCUGCAAAGUCUGCGUCUCCUUCCUGGAGAAGCAGUUGACUGCGGCGAACUGUCUGGGGGUGCUGGCCAUGGCGGAAGCCAUGACUUGCACCGAGCUCCACAACAUGGCCAAAGCGUUUGCACUGCAGAACUUCCCCGAGGUGGCCGGACAGGAGGAGAUUCUGAGCGUGUCCAAGGAGGACCUGGUGGCCUACCUGUCCAACGACAGCCUCAACACCAAAGCGGAGGAGCUGGUCUACGAGACGGUCAUCAAGUGGAUCAAACAGGACCCCGACACCAGAGUGCAGACUCUGUCGGAUCUGCUGGCGGCGGUGCGCCUCCCCUUCAUCCACCCGUCCUACCUGCUGAACGUGGUGGACAACGAGGAGCUGAUCAAGUCGUCGGAGGCGUGCCGCGACCUGGUCAACGAGGCCAAGCGCUACCACAUGCUGCCGCACGCGCGCCAAGAGAUGCAGACGCCCCGGACCCGGCCGCGGCUCUCGGCCGGUGUAGCGGAGGUGAUAGUUCUGGUGGGAGGGCGCCAGGCCAUCGGGAUGAGCCAGCGCUCCCUGACGGCGGUCACCUGUUUCAACCCCCAGAGCAGUAAGUGGUACCCGCUGGCCAGCCUGCCCUUCUACGACCGCGAGUUCUUCAGCGUCAUCUCGGCAGGAGACAACAUCUACCUGUCAGGGGGCACGGAGACCGGCCUGAUGCUGGCCGACGUGUGGUGCUACAUGUCCCUGCUGGACAACUGGAACCUAGUGUCCCGGAUGACGGUGCCCCGCUGCAGGCACAACAGCCUGGUGUACGACGGCAAGCUCUACACCAUCGGGGGACUGGGCGUAUCGGGGAACCUGGACCACGUGGAGAGGUACGACACCAUCACCAACCAGUGGGAGACGGUGUCUCCUCUUCCCAAGCCGGUGCACUCGGCGGCGGCCACGGUGUGCGGCGGGAAGGUCUACGUGUUUGGCGGCGUGAACGAGGCCGGGCGCUCGGCCGGCGUCCUCCAGUCCUACGUGCCGCGGAGCAACACCUGGAGCUUCAUCGAGUCCCCCAUGAUAGAUAAUAAAUACGCCCCCGCGGUGAGUCUAAACGGUCUAAUAUUCAUCCUGGGAGGAGCCUACGCUCGAGCCACCACCAUCUACGACCCGGACAAAGGCAACAUCAAGGCCGGCCCCAACAUGAAUCACUCCCGGCAGUUCUGCAGCGCCGUGAUCGUGGACGGGAAGAUCUACGCCACCGGAGGCAUCGUGAGCAGCGAGGGUCCGGCCCUCGGCAACAUGGAGACCUUUGACCCCUGCGCCAACACGUGGACGCUGCUGCAGUCGCUGCCCUGCCCGCUCUUCAGGCACGGCUGCGUGGUCAUCAAGAAGUACAUUCAGAGCGGCUGA